Corapipo altera (White-ruffed manakin) is the source of this 856-nucleotide messenger RNA. Its product is annotated as keratin, type I cytoskeletal 9-like. Gene Ontology annotation, molecular function: structural molecule activity. The record is from RefSeq and is a predicted model, not a curated record. The transcript has 4 exons. NCBI's taxonomy places the organism in Eukaryota, Metazoa, Chordata, Aves, Passeriformes, Pipridae. The coding region runs from base 254 to 535 and encodes 93 amino acids.
GUGAUUUCAGAUUGAGGAGGUGAAUCGGGAGGUUAUUACAAGCGGUCAGGAGGUGGAGACGUGCAACAACCAGGUGACCGAACUGAGACGCCAAUUGCAAGCCCUGGAAAUCGAUCUCCAAGCUCAGCUCAGCCAGAGGGACAACCUGGAGUCCUCACUGGCGGAGACAGAGUGUCGCUACAACAACCACCUCGCUGAGCUGCAGAGCCAGAUCACCUGCGUGGAGCAGCAGCUGGCUGACCUGCGGGCAGAGAUGGAGUGCCAGAACCAGGAGUACAAGAUCCUGCUGGAUGUCAAGUGCCGCCUGGAGCAGGAGAUCCACACGUACCGCUGCCUGCUGGAGGGCGGCCAGCAGGACCUUAUUCAACAAGGAGGAAUUGGUCAGUCUUCAGGUCUAGGAGGAGGAGUUGCAAGAAGCAGUGGGAUAGGAGGAGGAGGCAUCAUUAGGACAAGCCACACUUACACUUCGUCUGCCCAGAUCCCAUCCUGUGCAGCUGCGGAGAUCCAAGUGCCUUGCCGAAGGAUUUGUGAUUAAGCAGAGAAACAAGAAUAUCCAAGAGAAGCCUGAAGCAGAGCUAUGGGUGAAGAGAGAAUAUUUAGUGCAUGUGUCUGCAGAGAGCACGGGGCGUGCUCGUCUGCGCCGCUCAGCCGUGCUAAGCAAUGUGCCAGAGGGAUGAGCAGAGCGUUGGGCCACAUUCUGCUUUGGUUUGCUAUUUGCUUUUCCAGUCUGUGUUGCUGUGUGUGGCCCAGCACCACGACUAUCGCUGGAGUCAGCCAGUGAUCAGCCAUCACUAAUGUGCCUGCUGCUGAAAAAUGUCUCUAAUAAAACUUUGCUUGUGCCUGAUGCAAUCAAGAA